Messenger RNA from Colletotrichum scovillei, 591 nucleotides. RefSeq lists its product as uncharacterized. Lineage: Eukaryota; Fungi; Ascomycota; Sordariomycetes; Glomerellales; Glomerellaceae. Bases 1 to 591 code for a protein of 196 amino acids. The record is from RefSeq and is a predicted model, not a curated record. The transcript has a single exon.
AUGGAAGUACCCCAGCCACCAGUGCACAGCAGACCCGACAACCUUACCGCAAGGCUCGUCACGAUCAUCAUCCACGAAAUGACAGCAUGUAUCUCGCGUUGGCGCGAUUAUGCCGCUUCCAGAGAUGCGCAGCUUCAGCACCUUCACAAAACCUGCCAACAACUCGAAGCACGGAUCGAAACGCAGCGUCACACCAUCAACGCGCAAGACGAGCGCAUUGCUAGUCUGGAGUUCGAAAUGUCUCCUAUGGAACUCUCAUGCAAUACCGUGUCGCCAGCGGCGUUUUCAAUGUCGCUCCAGGAGACUAGACGCAAGAUGUCGGGUUCUGUUGUAGAUCUGCAGUCAAGCUUCACAGGCGGCACCUUCGAGAAUGCUUUGCAGGAGACAUACGGCCAAGCACACGGCGACGGUGGUGCGGGCCUAGAGGGUGACACUUUAGCUCCAUUGAUGGCGCUGGCAAUGACCGCGGUAGAGGACGCAGCUGAACCGCGGGUUGAAGCAGAGGAGGUAAUGCAGAGCGAGAGCCUCAACCCGAAGAAGAGGCACCUGGAAGAGUACGAUGCUGUUUUGAAGCGGGUCCGGGAAAGUUGA